GUUUAUACGAGUCGCCGAAUAUAAAUACCAAAGACGAAGUUAAAAAGCCAGUAGUAGAGAAGUGGAACCAGUAUCGUGAACUGUACCCUACCUUGCUACUCCUGAGAAGGACCCUCUGACGGCUGUUUUUGUUCGAUACAUCAUGGAACUUGCUGAGGAUUAUCUUGCUUCAAGCAACAUGCAAAAUCGCGAUACCAGCGAACUAAUUGACGAGUUUAGUGCCGAAAUGUCAAAAAUGAAAGGCAAGUGCCUAGAUAUCGGUUGCGGGCCAGGCUAUAUUACCAAAGAAAUUUUAAGUCGUGUAUUACCAAACGAAUCGGAAAUAGUAGGUGCUGAUAUAUCGCAUAAAAUGAUCAAUUAUGCACGAACCUUUUAUUCUGGUGAAAGAUUAUCAUAUAUCGUUCUGGAUAUAGAAUCGGAUCUGCCAAGUGAUCAAAUCGAGCAAUAUGACAAUAUCAUAUCGUUUUAUACGAUGCAUUGGACCUAUGAUAUAUGCAAAGCCUUCCAAAACAUUUACAAGCUUCUGCGACCGGAAGGAAAAGCACUAAUCAUGUUUUUAGCUCAUCACUUUGGAUUCGAAGCUUACACUCGUCUUCAAGAACAUCCGCAGUUCCAGCCUUAUCUUUACGAUGCGCAUCGUUAUGUGCCUUACUUUCAGAGAAAAUGUGCCAAAAAUAUGAAAGCGAGUCUACAAAAGAUUUUGGAAAACAUUGGCUUCAAAAUUUUACAUUGCAGCAAAAGAGAGAAAAGUUUUCAAUAUAGUAAUAGAGAGAGCCUUAAAAAUCAAGCAAGCGCCGUAAAUCCUUUCCUCAAGAGAUUUCCAGAUGAUAAAAGCAAAGAUGAUUUUUUAGAGCAACUCAUAAAUGAAAUAUUAAAUCUGAAUGUUCAUACGCCGCUUAAAGACAAAAAUAACAAAGAUGAUAAUAUCAUAUUGAAAUAUCAUCUUUUAGUAGCAUAUGUAUCAAAACCAUCGACAUCUAAGCCGUAAAGAGCGAAAUAUAUUUUUAAAUAAUUAACGAUAAAAUUAACAGAAUUAAUCUGAUGUUUAAUAUAUAUAUAUCAAACAUUUUACUAAUACAUUUGCUAAUAUAUUAACAUCUUUUAUUUAAUAAAUA
Messenger RNA from Nylanderia fulva, 1115 nucleotides. RefSeq names its product juvenile hormone acid methyltransferase (gene jhamt). Gene Ontology annotation, molecular function: S-adenosylmethionine-dependent methyltransferase activity. The record is from RefSeq and is a predicted model, not a curated record. NCBI's taxonomy places the organism in Eukaryota, Metazoa, Arthropoda, Insecta, Hymenoptera, Formicidae.